This is a messenger RNA of Colletotrichum siamense, 2979 nucleotides long. It is a transcript of the gene Ank1-0, whose product is annotated as Ankyrin-1. NCBI's taxonomy places the organism in Eukaryota, Fungi, Ascomycota, Sordariomycetes, Glomerellales, Glomerellaceae. Bases 1 to 2979 code for a protein of 992 amino acids. Gene Ontology annotation, molecular function: protein binding. The record is from RefSeq and is a predicted model, not a curated record. The transcript has a single exon.
AUGAUACCGAUGAUUUAUGGCGAAGGUAGCCAGGCCUUCACUCGUCUCCAAGAGCAGAUUAUGAAGAAGACACCGGACGAUUCAAUCCUGGCUUGGGGGCUUUCUACAGACUCAUCUCGCGUGGAGGCACGGACUGGAGACGUCAAUAAGUUUGGAGGAGUUCUAGCGGCCACUCCUGCAGCUUUUCUCGGCAGCGAAACCAUCGUGUUCGGCGGUAACCUAGACGCGACUGGUAUUCUAGGUGGUUUUCUUCACGCCAAACUUGGCCUCUAUACUAGCAAGGAUGAGCAAGCAUUCGGUUUAUUGAACUGUCGGCCGAGAGACAGCACCAAGAAGGUUGUGGGAAUCCCAUUAUGUCGCGUUCAUCCCGGAGAAGAUUCCGACGAAUAUAUUAGGCCGCAGGGUGGCAAAGCCUCCCUGCUAUCAACAUCGAACACCAAGACCUCCAACACGAAUCCGAAGUCUAUGCGCAUUCUAGAAUCUCUUCAAUUUGACGACGAGGUAGCCUUUGACCGAAGACAUGGGUUUUGCAUCGAAACACCCUCCAAGGGAGAGCUUGUGUUGGUCGAUGUGCAACCGCAGGAGAGAUGGGAGAAGAAAAGUUCUUUCAUUCUUACAGGAGCGGAUUUCUCACGAGAUUCAGUGCAGCGAACAUGGUUGAAGUUCCGUCAUGCGGCGUCUUUUUCAGAAGAUUUUGUCAUAGCGCUCGAACUUGAGAUCAAAAGCUGCCAACCAAAAGCUCGGUGCCACGUAAUGACUGUGUCGAGAAAUGCAAUCCUGGACGACAUCACAGGAGAGGCGAGCAUUAGGGAUUAUGUCUUCGGAAACACAAGCGCUCAUACCCAAUUCUUCAAUCUCGAGGCAAAACUCACACAAGAACAACUUGGGGCUCAGCCUGUGUUCAUGGUCAGAUUGUACUCAGUGGACUCCCCUUCAGGCAUUAGUGUUGACGCAAGUCUUGAGCUCUCACUCAUCGACCGCGGCAAACAGCUCAAAAGAUUACUGAAAGAGGACAAACGUAUGCGUCCCAAGCUUCUAGAACUUCCAGAGUCAAUCCGGCAAAAGACAGCCGCGGUAGACGAAACAACAGCAAAGCUCAAAGCAGUGCAAGAGGAACUAGACCGAUUGCAACAGAAGAAGGACGAAUUGUCGGCCCUACUGGAAUCAACUAAUCAAGAACUGGCUUCUCUCGUUGACGCGAACCGAACACUGGCAGAAAGGGAGACGGAAAUAUUCGAUUUCGUAUCAUCAGCUGGAACGCUGCCUCCACAUUGCGGGCAGGAGAGGGCGUCGCAAUGGCUUGAAAGCAUCAUCGACCAUCUUUCAGCCAGCGCACCAAACAAAGAUGCCACAAUCAACGACAUGCCUGACAGGUUUCAACGCACAUUUAUGCAAAAUGUCGCAAAUGGAAAUUUGGCAGCACUGAGGUUUCUUGCAGGAAAUCACAUCAACAUUCGUUGUGAAACGACUAAAGGGAUGGGAACGUUGUCGAUGGCAAUCCUCCGCGGGCACCUUGCUGCAGUAUCUUGGCUUCUUGAUCAGGGGAUCAAUAUUAAUUCGGAAGAUGGCGAGGGAGUCACGCCACUCCUCAGAGCAAUUUCUCAUCGAGACCAAGAAGCUAUUACAUUACUGCUUGAUCGCGGCGCAUCCAUUAACGCUAGAAGCUCCGGGAGAAACCAACGCACACCGUUGGCUAUUGCUGUCAGGAGAAACGACGAGCAUAUUUGCCAACUUCUCAUCGAAAGAGGAGCCGAUGUGGAUAUUGCUGACGAGUUUGGACUCACGCCGCUGGCUCUGGCAGCUCGUGAAGGCUAUUCAGCAAUUCUUCAAAUUCUGAUAAAGAGUAAAGCUGAUAUGGAGCUGCAAGACGAAAAAGGCCUUACACCGGCGUAUCUUGCAGCGCAGCAGGGCCAUCUGUCUAUACUUCCAACGCUGAUAGAGAACGGCGCCAAUAUUGAAGCAAGAGAUCAAAAUGGUCGAACGCUUCUGGCAUAUGCAGCAAGCAAGAACUAUGAGGAAGUGGCAAGGUUGUUACUCGAUCAGAAGGCUCGUAUCGAGGCUUUGGACAACGAAAACCAAACACCUUUGGCACUGGCUGAGCAACUGAAGCACAAAACCAUGACCAGGUUGCUCCUGAACCGCAAGGCCAAUGCCGAAUUUAGGGACAAGCUCGGACGCACGUCUCUUGGAAGAGCUGUGGAAAGAAAAAGCCUAGACACAGUGAAACUCUUGCUCGAUCUCAAGGUCAAUGUCGAGUCCAAAGACAACUCCGGCUACACCGCACUUGCCCUAGCCGCUGAGAGCGGCUACAUAACAAUAUCCAGGACUCUAAUCGAGGGAGGAGCAAAUGUCAAUCCCACAAACCACGCUUCAGAUACACCCCUCAGUCUGGCGGUGAACCAAGGUCACAGAUCGGUUGUUGAGCUUUUGUUGGAUCACUCAGUCGACCUUGAGUUAGCCAACGCACUUGAUGGCUCAACUCCGCUGAUGCAAGCUGUACACAAAGGCUACAAAAAAACGGCAAAACUGUUGCUGGAAAAGGGAGCGAAAGUCAACUCCAAGAACAAAGAUGGCCUGACUCCGCUAUUCAUCGCGAUCGAACAGCAUCGGUCUUCUCUGGUGCCUAUCCUCUUGGAACAUGGCGCUCGCACCGACGUCAAAUCGAAUGAUGGAUUAAACCCCCUGUAUUACGCCAUCAAGCGGAAGGACAAGGAUUCCGUUCGGUUGCUUGUGGACGGAGGAGCGGAUACAUCCAAGCUGAAGAGACUGGCGCCGCCGUUGCAGUAUGCAAAAGACCUCAUCGCUGAUGAGGGCGCUCGCAGCACCUCGAACACAGAUGGAGAGGGUGAGGUUGCGGACUUGAUCAGCAUUGUCAAGAUUCUCCAGAAAUUUGAACCUCUCAAGUCUUCGGGAGAAGCAAAGACGGGCAAGAACGGAAAACAGCCAAGAGGUACCAGAUCUCCUCGACCAAUGAACUGA